This is a messenger RNA of Saccharomycopsis crataegensis, 1068 nucleotides long. RefSeq lists its product as uncharacterized. Bases 1 to 1068 code for a protein of 355 amino acids. The record is from RefSeq and is a predicted model, not a curated record. Lineage: Eukaryota; Fungi; Ascomycota; Saccharomycetes; Ascoideales; Saccharomycopsidaceae. Gene Ontology annotation, cellular component: cytoplasm; cytosol; eukaryotic 43S preinitiation complex. Gene Ontology annotation, molecular function: translation initiation factor activity; protein binding; metallopeptidase activity. The transcript has a single exon.
AUGUCCAAGGAAUACACAGCUCCGAACACCGAGACCGUCCAGGUCGAAAGCAGCGUUGUCUUGAAGAUUGUCAAGCAUGCUUCCAAGCAUUUCCCAACCCCAGUUAGUGGUCCGUUGUUGGGUUUGGACACUAACCAAAAAGUCUUGAACGUGUCUCACGCUUUCCCAUUUCCUACAAUCGGUGAAUCAAAUGAAGGUUACUCAUACCGUAUAAAAUCCAACCAGAAAUAUGUCCAUGACUUGACUGAGCAAAUGAAAAUUGCUGGCCAUGCCACCCAAUUCGUUGGUUGGUACCAAUCCACCACCUCCGCCAAUUUCCUUAAUCACUUCACUAUCGACAAUUUACUCGGCGCUCAAAUAAAUAAUAAUGCUAACAGUAUUUUGUUUGUUCAUGAUGCCUCAAAGUUGAAAAAGGGUAUCUUGUCCUUGAGAGCGUUCAGAUUGAGCGAAAACUUUGUUAAGGCCUACCUCAACAAUGGUCAAUCCAAUAAAUUCACCAGAAAGAUCUUGGUGGACAAUGAAUUAAACUAUAAGAACUUCUUGGUUGAAUUGCCAAUACAAAUCCACAACUCUCAGUUAAUCUCAUUAUUCUUGAACGAUUUGAAACUUAAAAUAAACGAAUACCAUUUGGAUGACUUGAAUGUCAAUAACUUGAUUGAUCUCAACUCAGAUGAAGAUCUUGCCCAAAAGGAAAACAAAAACACUUUACUCGAAAACUUUGGUCCUUUGAACUUGAGUGGAUUAGAAGACUCUACUUUAAUAAUCAACAAGUUAGUGGACUCUAUUGACGACUACAACUAUGACUUAAAUAACUUCAACUAUUAUCAAAGACAGCUUUCAAGAGAAAUGGCUAAGGUCCAACAAUGGAAGCAGAAGGCUAAGCAAGAUGGUAAGCCUGUUGAUUUGGAAAACGACUGGAAACUGUUGUUCAAGUUGCCAACCGAACCAAGCAGAUAUGACAAUUUAUUGAUCAGUGCAAGCAUUGAUGGGUUCUGUGAUGAUUUAGAUUUGGGAUGUGUUAGUGAAUUAGCCAAGACUUUCACCGUGAAGGGUGGGUUUGAUAACUAG